UUGUGCCAAUUGGUGAAAAGAAUGCAUAGAUCAACGCCUAGAGAACAACUAAUGUCAUAUAGCUACAACUUAGAAAAGUCGAGAAACAAAAUAUCUUAUAUUCUUUUACAUUUGAAGAUAUACGAUAUUUUCCUUUUUUCAUCUUUCAUAUAAAAAUGUGACGUUAAUUUGUCACAUAUAAGAGGUAUCGAUUAUUAGAUACUUUAAAACGCUGUAUACAAUUUUUUAAAGUUAAACUGUGAUCUUUCAUAACACAUACAUCGUGUCACACAUAUAUUGGUGAACGGAAAAAUUCCAAGUAGUUAUAACGCUCUACCCAUUAAGUACAAAUUAAAUUGCUACUGAAAUACAUGAACGAAAUAGAGUUUCUAGCAAUUUUUAUAACAUUGUAUUCUUGCCUAUUUUCUCUUUUAUACAAACAUCGUUUGGAGAAAAAAAAAUCAUACGCGAUCAUAUUUGAAUCUAAAUUGAUAUCUCGAGGAAAAACUCGAUGACUCGACGAUAAAUUUUUCCGGCGAGAAUAUCACGAACUUAGUUUCUAUUCUAUGUCAGACGUAUUUUAUUAGAUUUUUUACAAUGUUAUAAAAAUCUGACUCUACAAGAUAUAUAUUAUUUUAAAUAUUUUGAUAUUACAAUAUCAUUUUUAUGUAGAAGAUCAUUAGUGCAUCGUUCAUUGCAUACAUAUAUGUGUAUGGAAAGAAAAGGGAAAUUUAAAGCUGCAAUAUGGAGGUUGUCGAAUCUUGUUCGAAGAGGAAAGCCUUAUCAUCUGCCAAAACAAUAAAGUGUCCAUGCAAAGCUAAAUAUGCCAAAAGGUACGUGCAGCCUCCGCGUGCAAAAUCCUUUGCACCGGAGCGAUUGUACAAGGUGCCGUCGAAACAAUUCGAGACCAAUACAACUUAUCACUUAUCGUAUCUAAAUGUGGAUCAACGUUAUGCACGUUCGCAACCGAUUCGGCCUGUCCACAGUCUUCAGAAAAGUACCGGAAAAUUUGUCGAUGAGACAACUAAUCAAUUAUCCUACAAGCCCGUGUGGCAGAUUGUUAAAGCAGAGCCUAUUAUACCGAAACAUAGAACGACAGUUCGGGGUGUAAUGGAAACCGUAACAACGGUUCGUCGCGAUUAUACGCCGAAACAUGUCGAAAAACCAGAGAUGAUUAUACCUUGCGGAAGUAUCCGCACAAGUUCAGCGCCCUUAGAUGACAAAACGAUGAUGAGAUUAUCAUAUAUUUCUCCUGGCCCUGUAGAACCAGCAAUUAAUUUCAAGCCGAUAAUAAAAUAUCGUCCCUCGAGCCAGCCGCUACUUAGUGAGACAACGCAGAAAUUAAGUUAUCAACCUUUUAUUGUUGAUAAAAAGGAACCCUAUCCCUGGAUAGAGAAACGUACAUAUAAAUCCCCGGAUAUUGCAAUGUGCGGUAAAACCACUUAUUCCGAGAGUUAUAUGGAGAAUGAUAUGGUUUCGAUGGAAAAACCUUUUCUUCCUACAGCGACAUAUAUAUUUCCUUACGGCGCCGAAUUCGCGAAUAAAACGAUCUACAAGGAGAGCUAUUUGCCGGGUGAUGCAAAGCGUGUGGAACCGUUUAUUCCCUGCAGCAGUAUCUCUAUUCCUGACGUAAAGAUGUCUAUCGAUACGACCAACAAGCUAAGCUAUCAACAAGUCCAUGCCGAGAGACGGAAGCCGUUUGUGCCGUCACGUUCUAAAGGUAUAGCAGCUGGUAGAAUGCAAUCGGAGACAACAACUCGUUGCGAAUAUAUAGCAAAAAUGACGUCGCGUCCGGAUCUUGUCAUUCCAAGCGACAAUAUUCGCAUCGUCGACGUACCAUUUGAGGGAAACACGACCACCGGGUUGUCUUAUGUAAAGCUCGACGCAAUAAAACCUGUUUGCAGUUACAAGCCCGCAAUUAUGCAAUAUCGUAGACCGGAAAUUAAAAUAGACUCUGAAACGAUAAAUAAAUUAUCGUAUCAACCAUGGACGUCGAAAUCUAAAGAAGAACUGCCGUGGGCCCAGAAGAGUAAAUAUCGGCCACCCGAACAUCCCAUGACCAGUGAUACAGUCUAUCACAUGAGUUAUCCCGCACCAGGUCGUUAUAUCGAAAACGAUACGUGCGUAGAGUGCUUGUGUCCAAUUGACGAGCAAGAUGACACCUCUGCAUCUAUUCCAGCAACAGCAACAUCUUAAACACUCUUGAAUUAGAUGCAAUAUAUACUUGUUGAUAUUAUACGUCGCUUUAAUUCAUUAACGAUCUGUUUUGAAGACUUUAUAUAUUAGAUAAGUAAAA
Camponotus floridanus (Florida carpenter ant) is the source of this 2275-nucleotide messenger RNA. RefSeq names its product stabilizer of axonemal microtubules 2. Gene Ontology annotation, cellular component: sperm flagellum; cytoskeleton; ciliary basal body. Gene Ontology annotation, biological process: microtubule anchoring. The transcript has 6 exons. The record is from RefSeq and is a predicted model, not a curated record. Lineage: Eukaryota; Metazoa; Arthropoda; Insecta; Hymenoptera; Formicidae. The coding region runs from base 724 to 2175 and encodes 483 amino acids. Gene Ontology annotation, molecular function: microtubule binding.